Messenger RNA from Babesia ovata, 351 nucleotides. Its product is annotated as iron-sulfur (Fe-S) cluster assembly protein. Gene Ontology annotation, molecular function: 2 iron, 2 sulfur cluster binding. Gene Ontology annotation, biological process: iron-sulfur cluster assembly. Gene Ontology annotation, cellular component: cytoplasm; mitochondrion. The record is from RefSeq and is a predicted model, not a curated record. The transcript has a single exon. Bases 1 to 351 code for a protein of 116 amino acids. Lineage: Eukaryota; Apicomplexa; Aconoidasida; Piroplasmida; Babesiidae.
AUGCCAUCAGUCGGCUUCGUGAGAUAUGCAACACCCGUAGGUUUACAACUUCAUACGACCGCCGCUCAUAUUGCUGCAGCCGGGAAAAUCGUCAAGCUAAUGUUUGUAGUUAAAGGCUGCAAUGGGUAUUCGUACGAAAUGGAACUGGUAGAUAUAUCAUCGCUUGACGCAAUGGACGAAAUUGUCAGGGACCAAGCGGGGGAACCUGUCUUGGCCAUUGAGAACAAGGCUGCAUUCCACCUGCUUGGCUGCAACAUCGACUACCAGGUAUCGCAACUAGAGGAGGGGUUCGUAUUCGACAACCCUAAUGUCACAUCAAAGUGUGGCUGUGGGCAAUCGUUCCAAUUCUGA